Messenger RNA from Guillardia theta CCMP2712, 1680 nucleotides. RefSeq lists its product as hypothetical. The coding region runs from base 1 to 1680 and encodes 559 amino acids. The transcript has 12 exons. NCBI's taxonomy places the organism in Eukaryota, Cryptophyceae, Pyrenomonadales, Geminigeraceae. The record is from RefSeq and is a predicted model, not a curated record.
AUGAGUGGCUCAAGUUUUACCUUGCUGCUGCUUUUCUUCGCUGCCUUCCUCUCCGUCCCCUGUGAUACGAACCCCUGUGAAUCGAUCUCUUGGCCCAGUGUUCAGUGCACAGAACCUUCGGGCCCUCGAACGGAUGUUUGUCAGUUACGAGGGACCAGCGUUGCGUUCGAUGCUUUGAUGAGGGAGGAUCCAGGUACCUCGUCUCUUCCCGAGCCCGUGAACCCGGUGAUAGUAUGCUUUUUUGUCAGCACUGGCCCGAAACUGCAACUUAAGAGGUUGUACCGAGUGCUACUAGCUUCUUCCUUGACGUUCCUGCGAGAGCUUGCAGUGGGAGAGUUCGGUGCCGAAGUGUACAUGAAUGUUGCUCUUCAUUUCACACCACGUAUGAUGAUGAGGACGUCACGAAUUCAGUGGAUGGGGCGAAGGAUGUUGGAGCUCGUUCAAGAGCUGAAGCUCUUGUCACUCGCACAACUAUCAAGCACGUCAAGUCAGAUCCUGAGUUCAAAAGAUGAGAUACGCGAGGGGUGCUGGUACCUCCGACGGUCCUUGGCUCCGAUGACGCAGGCGGGUUCAUCGAUCUUCGAGUACAAAGUGGAGGGGACGGGGGCAGUCAACCUGCCGCAGCUCUCGCGAGAGGAUCUCUACCUGAGGGUCGAGGCAGGAGGUCAAAGUCAGCAUGUGACGUCGCUGCCCCUAGAGGGGCUGGACGUUUCCUUCACGCAAGGGUCUCACGUCAUGCUCUCCUUCCAGCCGUCGCAAGGCUUCGACGCUGCCGUCAUCUUCUUGAGCUUGACGUGUCUAGACGGUGCUAGCCCAACGGUGAAGGUGUGGAGCAACAUCAACGAGAGAGCGACAGAGGCGAACGCGAGGUAUCAGGAGACCAUCUCCAAUCAGUCCUCCAACGGGCUGCAGACCUCCUCUACCUUGAUGCUGCAUCGCCUGGGACACUCACUCGCAACGUGGACGCUGAUAAGCGACGCGAACGCUACCUGCCGCGUACUCCCUGUCUCCGCCUGCUCGAAUCCUGUGUCCCUCGACAAAACUUUCAACUUCCAGCUGAGCUCCCGAGUCCAGCUCUUCUCCUUCAAGCCGCAGAGCGGGCUUGCAGGCCAGGCUUUCGUCCAGCUGAUGCCGAGCACGUCUGACAUCAGCUCAGUGCGGACGUACAGCUCGUGGCAGAGUCUGUCGGCUGCAGUGCAGAUCGCGAGCUACUCUACCAUCAACAAGCAGACCCGAAUUUGGCCGCUCUCCAAGUGGGGAUACACUGCGGAUGGAGUAGCAGGGCUACAAGUAGAGGUUGACGCCUGGGACCCGGACACUUCAGUGUAUGUGGAGGUGAGAAUGAUUGGAGACUCGGUUCCCAACGACAAGUUUUCUAUGGUGAUCUAUCAUCUCGGCUCGGUUUUCGAGCUCUGGAAGUGGUGGUUCGGAGGAACCGCUUUUGCCAUCUUCGUCUUUUGUUUCUUUCGCUGUAUGUUCUGCAAGUGGAUCCACGGAAGGAUGCAAGGGAGUCUCCUCAACCGCGAGCAGGGCGUGCAAGCCAUCGGAUCUCACAGAGUCAUAAGGUCAGGAGAAGAGAUAACGACCUCCAAGGCGCCUCCUACCCGCAUGCUGAGGGUGUCCAACGUCUUGUACAGGAGGCUAGAAGGCGAGGACGAUGCCUUUUCUCGCAUCUUCUGA